AUGUACGCCAAAGCAUCCAUCGUCAAGCUGCUGGUACUGGUUCUGGUAUGCUUCCGAGUCACUGGAGCAUACCCACCUUCAUUUGAUAUUCCACUUGAUCCACAAAUACUUCUGAAGAAUGAUCUCGAUAAGGAACCCCACGGCGCCGUGGCCAGCGAAAGCAAGUAUUGUAGCGAGAGAGGGAUCGAAAUGUUGACGAAGACUAAUAAAAAUGGAGAUAAAGGCACGGCUGCUGAUGUUAUGGUUGCCACGGUCCUCUGCGUCGGAGUCGUCAGCAUGUAUCACAGCGGGAUUGGUGGGGGAGGGUUCAUGGUGAUUCGCAACACAAAUGGCGAAUACGAAUCCAUCGAUUUUCGAGAAACAGCCCCUGCCGCGGCCUACAACAAUAUGUUCAGCCAUGACAGAAAAGCAUCCAUAUUUGGUGGCUUAGCCAGUGGCGUGCCCGGGGAGCUUCGAGGGUUGGAAUACCUCCUGCGCACCCAUGGGCGCCUUGACUGGCAUACUGUUGCAUCACCGGCAAUUGAGGCAGCUGAAAAGGGAGUCCCGGUUACCAAGGACCUGUUGCAUUACAUGGAUCUUGCGGAAGCUGAUGGGGAAUUCUUAACGAAGGGGCCCUGGAAGGAGGUUUUUGCACCGGAUGGUAAACGAGUCGAUCAAGGAGGCAAGAUUAAAAGGGGAAAGUAUGCUAAAACAUUGAGAGAGAUUGCUCACGCCAACAGUGUAGAGCCCUUUUACAGUGGUGUCAUUGCUAAUGACACCGUCCGAGCCGUCCAGGCUGCAGGGGGUAUCAUGACUGUGGACGAUCUGAAGAACUAUCAUAUUGAGCAUCGUGAGCCGCUGAAAACCACCUACAGGAACCACACCCUUGUCAGCACAGGCGCCCCCGCUAGUGGUGCAGUUGCGCUUAAUAUCUUAAAGGUUCUAGAGAAGUACAACUUUGCGGAUUCCGCAGAUCAGUAUCUCAACACACACCUAAUGGUGGAGGCGAUGAAAUUUGGAUAUGGCAUGAGACAAUAUCUGGGAGAUCCAGAUUUUGAUGCCCAUAUUAAAGAAUAUCAGCAGAAGAUGUUAGAACAGUCGACAGUGGACACGAUACGCGGUAAAAUUUCGGACGACACAACUCAUGAUGCGUCCUGGUACACUUCCUUUGCUAGUUCAAUUCCGACGGGCGGUGGAACCUCGCACCUAGUUGCAGCAGAUGAUUCGGGACUAGCAAUCUCUCUGAUUACCUCAGUCAACCUCUACUUUGGAAGCCGAGUGAUGGUCCCUGAGACGGGGAUUAUCAUGAACAAUGGAAUGAAUGAUUUCUCCAUUUCCGGGUUUGAUAACGAGUUUGGGAUUCCCCCGUCACCGCAGAACUACAUCCUCGCACACAAACGCCCGCAGUCGUCCAUGUCUCCACUGAUUGUGACCGGUCCAGAUAACUUUACGUUUCUGACCGGCUCUGCCGGGGGCAGUCGCAUUACUACGGCGACUGUUCAAAACACCAUACAUGCGAUUGAUGAGAAAUUGACAGCACAAGAAGCGUUGGCACAGCCACGUCUACACAACCAGCUUUUUCCAUGCAGCAGCUACUUCGAAGCGGGGGCUAAGGAUGAAGAUGAUAAAUAUAUUGUUAGGCCAUAUAACGGUUCUAUAGUCGGGUUCAUGGCGUCGUUGGGACAUAAUGUGACUUGGGUUACCCCCGGCCAAAGCACUGCACAGGCGCUUCGAUGGCAUAAUGGAAAAUUUGAUGCCGGUGGAGAACCAAGACAGCAUGACUCUGGAUAUGCUAUCUGGUGA
Aspergillus udagawae is the source of this 1782-nucleotide messenger RNA. Its product is annotated as gamma-glutamyltransferase family protein. Gene Ontology annotation, biological process: glutathione catabolic process. The record is from RefSeq and is a predicted model, not a curated record. Gene Ontology annotation, cellular component: plasma membrane. The transcript is spliced from 7 exons. NCBI's taxonomy places the organism in Eukaryota, Fungi, Ascomycota, Eurotiomycetes, Eurotiales, Aspergillaceae. Gene Ontology annotation, molecular function: glutathione gamma-glutamate hydrolase. The coding region runs from base 1 to 1782 and encodes 593 amino acids.